Cyprinodon tularosa is the source of this 2471-nucleotide messenger RNA. It is a transcript of the gene ajap1, whose product is annotated as adherens junctions associated protein 1. Gene Ontology annotation, cellular component: plasma membrane; cell-cell contact zone; adherens junction. The record is from RefSeq and is a predicted model, not a curated record. The transcript is spliced from 6 exons. Lineage: Eukaryota; Metazoa; Chordata; Actinopteri; Cyprinodontiformes; Cyprinodontidae. Bases 817 to 2004 code for a protein of 395 amino acids. Gene Ontology annotation, molecular function: beta-catenin binding.
GUCAGUCUGAGAGAAGAGGAGCAGCAGGAGGAGACGGACCGUCCUCCUCUCCUCUGUAAUGACAAGCUCUCAUCCCCCCUCUCUCUCCAACUCCUCAUCCUCCAGGAUUCUCCCUCAUCGCGCUCCUUCCUCCUUUCCUCACUUGCGCCUAUUUUCCAUCAUUUCUUUUCAUCCUUUUUUACUUUCUCUAAACCCCUCCUCAACCCUUAACACCUCCAAAGAUGUGAGGAGAUAAUGAGGACCCCCUGCGUGCGCUGCUGACUUGGAUCCUCCGUGCAUCCUUAUCAUCCGCUCUCAGUGUUUUUUUCUCUCUCUCUCUCUUUUUCUUGGACGUCCAUCUGCCUCUUAGAAAUGUAAGCGGCGUGCUGUCAGUUCAGUGAUGAAGAAGCCAACAACUUGCCCUCUUUUCCCUGCACCUUAUAUAUUUGCUCUUUCCGAUGGAGGAAAGGUAUAAAUGCUUUUGCGGGGAGGCAAAGUUUGAGGGCACCUGCUCACCUGUCCGCCUUUGCUUUUAAUUAAUAUCCAGGAAGAGGACAGAACAACAGAUGAAGAACUUCUGAGCAAACUGACAUUUGUUCUGGCAUUUUUAUUUAUUUUUUUAAGUGGGAUUUGUCCGCCUUCUUGGAGGAAUUCGAUGUGCGCCACGUUGAAGGAUAUGGCUUAAAACGACCAUGCUGGCUUUGACAGCUGGAGUAAGGUCCGUUACUUGAGUGCUUUUGUCUCUACAAACCAGAAUUUGCCCCCAGACUUUGGUGGAAAGCCGUCCAAAUGGGAGGGUACCUGGAGGACUGAGGCGGAUUCGGCAGCCGAGAUAAGAUGUGGAUGAAAAGAAGCGCUGCGCGCAGUUUGUCUGCUUUGAAGCCCGGCAGCUGUGUGGGGCAUCGAGUCUGGAUCCUGCUGGCCAUGACUCACCUCACCUUGGACUUCUCUGUCUGCAGCCCCCUCACUCAGGGUCUGGGGUUCAAGCUGAUGCCUAAAUUUGUUUCUCGCUCCCGGCCUCGCUUGCAGCCUCUCUGGGAAAUGCCAAACAAGCUUCACUGGAGAACAGCGAGUCCGCUUGCACGCCGGCUCCUCCACCCCAUUCCUCCUCCUCAAGACAACAGGGCAGGGAUGGGGCUGAAAUCCAAAGGUCAAACGCAUCGGAAGUUAGCUCAUAAAGGACAAGCUGCAUGUAAGGAAUGCUGGUUGAGAUACUCUCAAACGGAGCCAAGUGACCCUUUGGCUGGGAAAGUGGAAGCUCCAGUGAUGUUAUCAAAAGGGAGUUUAUUGAAGAGAGCCAGGAGGCAACUCAAGUGGGACAGCUAUGACAAGUCUCAGGAGGGCCGGACUACUACGGUGCCUAGUUUCAUUGACUGGGGACCCACAGGGACAGAUAGCAUAGAUGAUGAUGGCAAAGCAGAAUUCAAUGCAACGCUGUCCACUAGGGCCCCAACUACCACAGUGGCAACAACCACUAGCACUACUUCAAGGCUCUCCUUAAGGACGUUACCUGUGGUGACUUCAACAGAGUCCAAGAGCACCACCAAGUCCUCCAUCAGCAAAACAGAGACUGCCAAACCACCAAAGCCAAUUGGGGACCCUCCAGGUUUGGCAGUUCACCAGAUAAUCACAAUCACUGUGUCUUUCAUCAUGGUGAUCGCAGCCUUGAUCACAACACUCGUCCUUAAAAACUGUGCGUGUUUUUGUAGCUGUGCGCAGUCUGGAAAUGGCCGCCACAAUAGCCAUCAGAGAAAGAUCCACCAGCAGGAGGAAAGCUGCCAGAACCUGACAGACUUCACCCCGGCCCGUGUGCCCAGUAAGGUGGACAUCUUCACUGCCUACAAUGACAGCCUGCAGUGCUCACAUGAGUGCGUACGGACUGCUGUGCCCAUCUACACUGAUGAGAUGAUCCAGCAGACACCCGUCUAUAAGACAGCUUACAAUGGAAACAGGCCCUCCCCCACUGAAAGACAACUGAUUCCUGUGGCCUUUGUGUCAGAGAAAUGGUUUGAGAUCUCUUGUUGACGAGCUUGGGGCUUUUUACUCGUUCACUGGGAAACACUUCAUAAAUACACGCUCUGGAUCCAGCUGGAAAUGACAAACUCACAAAAACAGCAAAUUUUGUAAAAUAGUGUAAUCUCUACUUGGACACUUUUGAAGAUAUUUAUUUUUCUAGAGUAAACAAGGUGAACAGCUGUUGAGCCGCUCCUCCAUCUUUCCUGAGAAACAGAAUUCAUUUAGGUAGAGAGUAUAUAUAUAUAUAUAUAUAUAUAUAUAUAUAUAUAUAUAUAGAUAGAUAUAUUUACAGGAUGUAUGGAACAAGACUACGGACAUCAAAGAUGUAUCAUGGAAAAUAUUUGACUUUAGGUAAAGGAGCCCAAGAAGCUGCUUUAGGCGGAAGACAAACUGUAUUUCUGAACAAUGUGCCAAUAAUGCCACUAUGUGCCACUACCUGGAUAAAAGGAGGUUAAACAAAAAAAAACAAACUGAAG